AUGGCCGAGUCCCAGAAAUUUCAUCCUGCACUUACCAUUAGCAAUGUGAAAUCUCUUGUCCCUGUCACGUUAGACAACGAGCAGAAGGAGGCAGCCAAGGCUGCUUAUAACAAGGCUAAAUCCGAGGAUCUCUCAUUAUGGAAACGCCUUGAUGCCACUGUCCUUAAAUGGAUUUACGGCACAAUAUCCUCUAACCUUCUCUAUGCUAUCCUCAAACGUGAUGACACUGCAAAGGCGACAUGGAAACACCUUGAAGCUCUAUUCCAGGACAAUAAGGCGUCUCGGGCUACACACCUUGAUGAGGAAUUCACCAAUGCUCUCUUCGAGGACCAUAACUCCAUUGACACUUACUGCAACUACCUUCAAUCUAUUGCCGAUAGACUUGCCGACGUUGAUGCUCCAGUGUCAAACAACAGAUUGGUAUUACGGCUAACCGGCUCUCUACCGAAAGCUUUUAGUGGCACCGUGGAUUUUAUCCAAAACCAGGAGUUGUUACCAUCCUUUGAAAGCUGUCGCUCAAGGUUGAAGAUGGCAGAGCGUACAAUUAAGGCUUGUACAGCCCGCGAGUCAGGUGGCUCUGGGAUCCGCACCGGCGCUUUGGUGGCUACAUCAACUGACUCUCCUUCCUCUGUUCCCAAGCGAAACAACAACAAUAAUAAAGGGCGCACGAAUAGCUCUAAAAAUAAAGGGAAAGGGAAGGGGACCAAUCAACACGGUAGGACCAAUGGUGGUCAGUCCAAUCAGCCGCCAAAUCAGAAACAACAACCACGUCAGUAA
Chenopodium quinoa (quinoa) is the source of this 777-nucleotide messenger RNA. RefSeq lists its product as uncharacterized. The record is from RefSeq and is a predicted model, not a curated record. Lineage: Eukaryota; Viridiplantae; Streptophyta; Magnoliopsida; Caryophyllales; Amaranthaceae. The transcript is spliced from 2 exons. Bases 1 to 777 code for a protein of 258 amino acids.